AACUCGAACAGCGCGGAAUCGACAACACGACAACGACAAUGAGGUGGUUAUUUUCUCUGCUGUUGCUGGGCCUGCUCGCUGUCGUCGAGGCCGCGAGCUCCAGUGGGAAAAAAUUGUUGGUGGUGGUGGAGGAAUUGGCAGAUAAGUCCAAAUACUCAAAGUAUCUUGGGGAUCUCGAAGGAAGAGGAUUUGAUCUCACAUUCGAAUCACCGAAGAGCGAGAAAGUUGGGCUGUUUGAGUUGGGCGAGAGAGCUUACGACCAUCUAUUAAUCCUCCCUCCAAAGUCCAAAGGGCUUGGGCCACAGUUGACUCCAAAACUCCUCCUGGAUUUCAUCAACGCUGGUGGAAACAUCCUCCUCACACUCUCUGCAUCCAACCCCACCCCAUCCGCCCUCGUAUCACUCCUCCUCGAGCUUGACAUCCAUCUUCCUACCGAUCGCAAUGCGCUCGUUGUUGACCACUUCAACUACGAUACAUUGAGCGCCCCUGAGAAACACGACGUUGUUCUCAUCCCGCGCCCAGAUGCUCUCCGACCAGAUGUCAAGAACUUCUUCGGGGGAGAUGGCAAGAGUUCAGAGCUCAUCGCCUUCCCGCGGGGCGUGGGACAGACGUUGGGAAAUAAUAGCCCAUUGCUGACUCCUAUCCUCCGAGCUCCGAGAACGGCAUACUCAUACAACCCCAAGGACGAGGUUGAGGGCGUUGAUGAUCCUUUUGCGGUCGGCCCGCAAUUGUCCCUGGUCUCUACCAUGCAGGCGAGGAACUCAGCACGCUUCACCAUCAUUGGAUCUGCGGAGAUGCUGGAGGAUACGUGGUUUGAUGCGAAAGUGAAAAGCAGUGCGGGGCAAGAGGUCAAAACAGCGAACCGAGCCUUCGCAAAGGAGGUUACUGGCUGGACCUUCCACGAGAUUGGUGUUUUGAAGGUCGAGAAAAUCGAGCACUAUCUCCAUGAAGGGGGUGUCAAGAGCAACAUCACCAACCCCAAGAUUUAUCGAGUCAAGAACGAUGUGACAUACGAGAUCGAACUCUCGGAAUACUCCUGGGAUCACUGGGCGCCCUUCGUCCCCGUGACCGGCGACGCAAUCCAGCUUGAAUUCUCCAUGCUCUCGCCCUUCCACCGCCUACCGCUCGUCCCCUCCACGACGACGACCAACUCCACCAUCUACACCACGACCUUCAAGCUCCCCGACCAACACGGCAUCUUCAACUUCAAAGUCAACUACAAGCGGCCCUUCCUCUCUAACAUCGAAGAGAAGAACACCGUCACCGUCCGCCACUUCGCCCACAACGAGUGGCCCCGCAGCUGGGCUAUCAGCGGCGCCUGGCCGUGGAUCGCCGGCAUCGCCACCACUGUCACUGGCUGGCUGGCCUUCGUCGCGCUGUGGCUGUGGAGUAAACCUGUCCCCGGGAAGCAGGUGGCGAGCGGGAAGAAGGCGCAAUAAGAUAUAUUAUGCCGUUGACUUGUGUGUAUUGUAUGAUUAAAAGAACAAAAGAUUAUUAAAUGGUGUAUAGGGUAUUAGAGAUAUCUACAUUGCAUCGUUAUUUAUACCUAUAUAUUGAUUCCUUUGAGCUGAU
Molecule: messenger RNA, 1572 nt
Organism: Amorphotheca resinae ATCC 22711
Lineage: Eukaryota; Fungi; Ascomycota; Leotiomycetes; Helotiales; Amorphothecaceae
Exons: 4
Coding region: 39-1439 (466 amino acids)
Cellular component (GO): oligosaccharyltransferase complex; endoplasmic reticulum membrane
Source: RefSeq, a predicted model, not a curated record